Pogonomyrmex barbatus (red harvester ant) is the source of this 480-nucleotide messenger RNA. Its product is annotated as mitochondrial pyruvate carrier 2. Lineage: Eukaryota; Metazoa; Arthropoda; Insecta; Hymenoptera; Formicidae. Gene Ontology annotation, cellular component: mitochondrial inner membrane. The record is from RefSeq and is a predicted model, not a curated record. Gene Ontology annotation, biological process: pyruvate import into mitochondria.
AUGGCACUGCCCAAAAACGCUAGUGCAUAUCAAAGGCUAAUGCUGAGAAUCGCUUUGCUCUUACCUGAGAAAUUCCGUCCUGUGUUUCUACAUCCUGCAGGUCCGACCACAAUAUUCUUCUGGGCACCGACAUUUAAGUGGGGCUUGGUAAUAGCGGGCAUAGGUGAUAUUAAUCGACCUGCGGAUACGAUUUCUCUCAGCCAAACGGCUAGUCUCAUGAUUACAGGCGCUAUAUGGUCUAGAUACUCGCUGGUAAUCAUACCAAAGAAUUACAAUUUAUUCAGUGUCAACUUGUUCACUUGUGGCACAGGAACAUAUAACUUCAUGAGAGGAUUGUUGUAUCAAAUGACACAAGAGUAAACAGACAUUUAUAGUGUGCGGAUCAUAAAAUAAUUGAAAAAGGAACUGAUGUAUUUUUUAUACAAAUGUGUAUUUUUUAUUAUAUAAAAUUAUUUAACAGUUACGCUAACUAUUCGUAUA